UGUUUUUCUCAUCACUUUCAGUCAGUCCCAGCCAUGCACAUCAUGGCCGAACAUGUCCUGUCUGUGCUGCAGAAAUGCCGCUAUUUCCCUCGAAAACCCCGACUCGUCAACACUCAUGCCCUCUCCUUCCUCCCGCACACCAACCGCAACAGCCUCCCCGCCCUUGUCCGUCUCUCUGCCCUUCAUGUGUUUCGCCUUUUUGCUGCGCCUCUUGCCUUCCAUCGGCUGCUGCUGGUGAGCAUUCGCCUCACGCUUGACACGCACAUUCCUCUUAGAGCCGCCCUCUUCUCUCUUCACCCGAGCCCUCUUGCCCUCUUCGUUCCUGACCUCCUGCCUCGUUGGCGCUGCUUUCUCUUCCUCCUUCCCUUCACCUUCUUCAUCGCUCUCUUUGUCGAAGAACACAUGCUCACGGGCCUUGGCUGCUGCCGGCGGUUCGUCUUUGUGUUGGUGCAUGGCCUUGCCGAGGCCAGGGGAGAUCGGCCGUGAACACGAUGCCUCGACGGGGGCACCGGAGCUGCCGGUGUCUGGGUCAUCGAUCGAUGAGGGGCGGAGGGCAGUCCUCUUGGCCUUGCUGAGCUGCUGGGGCGUUGCGGGUGGGCCGUUGACGGCUGGCGGCAUGCGAUCAUCUUCAUCCUCAUCCGUAAACAUCUUGUGGUGUGGCUCCUCCUCUUUCUUGACUUGCAGCCUUUCUGGCACGUGACGCUUGGCUGCCUUAGCGGGCGGUGGUUCGUUAUGCAGGGCGGCUGGAGCUUGAGCGGUCUGUCGCUGCCGCUUCUUGCCCUUCUUGCUGAGCUGUGCCGUGCUGAUGGCCUUUUGGAUGGGCUUGCUGUUGAGAAUCUUCAGCCUGGAGGCCAUGCGCGGGAGGAAGUCAUGAAAGGCCUGCAUUCGUGCAUGGAGCGAGACGACAGGUGUGUGGUGGGGCGAGCACAGGGCUGUGAUGUGGGUGAUCUGUUCUGACCUGUUGCUUUGCGACGUCGUCGUAGAAUGGGUUGCCGGCCACGUUGAGGUUCGUCAGGUGGCGAAGAACAGACAUCGCCUCUAGAGACCUGCACAAACACAUAGGUACACGCACACACACACACACACACACAUGACUACACAUACACGCACCGCCUUGGCGAUCCUGAGCGCGACUUCUCACUCACUCGAGCUUAGGUAUUGCGUUCUUGCCCACAUCGAGGAUGGACAGACGGGCCAUGAACUUGACUGAUUCGGGAAUCUGACCAGUACACACACAUUCCAUCCAUCCAUCCAUCGCUGUUGUUUUGCUGACAGCUCUCGCCUACCAUUGUGAGUUUGUUGCCAUUGAGUCGCAGCUCGGUCAGCUGGCCGAACUUGUCACCGAACGGGAAGGCCUGCCAACCAUUUGACAUGGCAACAUCAGGCAGGAAUAUGUGUCAACGAUAGAAGGCAGGCAACGAUUGACCGUGUGUCUGAUAUCUGUCUGUCUGGCUUGGUGAGCUGGUUACCUUGAGUCUGUUGUGGGAGAGCGACAGUUUGGUGAGGUUCUCGAAGGGCCUCUUGGGCACGGGGAACUCCUCGAUCAAGUUGUGGGAGAGAACUGCACACACGCACGCAGGAAUCACAGACAUGUGUCAGUCAAGAGAUUUGUGUGGCCUGGCCUUUCCACACAACGGCACUCACUCAGCGUCUCGAGCUUCUUGAGCUUCGCCAGGCCACCAACCUUCACUGAUGCAUUGAAAACACCACACACAGACAGCAAGGAAGUCGUCUCGUGCUUGCUGCCCUCAAAAGUGUGGGCUCACCGAUCUGGUUGUUAUCCAGCACAAGAGCCUUGAGCGAAGACAGCCCGUCGAGAUGUUCCAUGACGCGGAUCUGGCAACCACAUCCACACACCCAUACACGCAGCAGAGGGAUGGAUAGAGAAACGUUGAGCCACGCCUCUCCUUGUCCAUCAUUGCACUCACCUGGUUGUGACUGAGCUUGAGGACAGCGAGACUGCUGAGUUCCUUGAGGUGGUCGAUGGUGCUGAUGAGAUUUUUGCUGACGUCUAGCCAGCACAGCUCCAGGUUCAUCUGGAACGGCUCCAGAGAGGUGAGCCGGUUGCCGGGCAUCUCCAGCUUCUUGAGCGCCUUGCAUGAUGACAGAUCCUCGCACUCCUCGAUGCCCUUGUCACGCAGAUCCACCUCGGACACCUGCAUAAGCCACAUCAAGCGAUGCGUUGCCCAUGUGUUCAUUGGUGGUGGUGGCCGACUCUCACCGCACUGAUGUCGCCAUCCGGGAUGAGUCCGCUCAGCUCCGUCAGUGUCAGGCGCUUCAUUCGUCCUCAAUCGCCCGACCGGGGAUCAUGCGGGCUUUUUCGUUCAGAGCAUGAGCAGUGUGGUGUG
Messenger RNA from Vitrella brassicaformis, 2348 nucleotides. The record is from the annotation of a GenBank genome assembly. NCBI's taxonomy places the organism in Eukaryota, Vitrellaceae.